UGGGCUCUUUUACAGCUUUGGCAGGUGAUGCUGUAGCUCACUCGGGGCUUGAAGAGCCUCCUCGCCUAUCUGGUUUUACCUGGGGAGGUGACCUGGUUUCAGCAUCGCGGCGCGUGCACAGCUCCAGGGCGCCGCGUGCAUUUGGUCUCCAUCCUCCUUGACCGGUACGUCCGCCCCGAGGCGCAGCCUCCCGCGGCAGAUUCAGCACCAGCGGCCGUCCGGAGCGGAGCUGUCCACGCAUUCAGCACUUUUUUUCCCACUUGAGGAGGGAGCUAGAUAGGAGCCAUUAGCUAGAAACUUCCUUCUGAGAGAUUCAAGGCAGACCAUUUCAGUAUGGCGUCCAAAUACUUUGGUCUUUUCGUGCUUGUUCAGCUUUUUGUUCUGGAAGUAGACAACCAGACAUUUGCCUUCCCCACACCGACAGCCUCAACGGAUGAUAAAGCUGUGUACAACCGACAGUUGACAGAAGAGAGACCGCUGCAAGAGCAGAUUGCAGAGGCAGACAGCGUGAAGGCUGCAGUUCAGUCAGCCGAGAGCAAACAACCCGCCGCCUUCAAGGACGCAGAGUCAGAACAGGCCAGCGAUGACUUUACCAUGCUCAAGUCUCUGGCUGACGGCCAGAAAUCAAAAGACUCCCGGGAGGUGCUGGUUAAGAAGGAGGAUCAUCACGUUCCUGAUGAGGCCGAUUCAACUAAGAGCCGACGUCUCGCUGAUGACUACGACUCCACCAAAAAUGGGAUGGAUUAUGGCAAGUACCAGGAUGACACAGAAAGCUUCCGCCAGGUUGAUGGUACUCCACUGACAGCCGAGGACAUUGUUCAGAAAAUUGCCAACAAAAUAUACGAGGAAGAUGACAGAGGAGUGUUUGACAGGAUCAUCUCCAAGCUGCUCAAAUUGGGGCUGAUCACAGAAAAUCAGGCGGAUUCUCUGGAGUACCAGGUGGCCGAGGCACUCCAGGAUCUCAUCACAAAAAAUGCCAAAAACAAUGAAGUUGAGGACACAGAGAACAUCGCUCAAGACACAGGAGGAGAGCAGGAUGACCAGGGUGCAGACAUGGACACGUGGGAGCCACGCAAGCGCAGCUACAAUGAAGAGGAGGAGGAAGAAGAAGACAACGAUGAUGAGCAGAUUGAGGAUGAUGUGGAUAGAGAUGCAGAGGAAGAGAUGGAAGCAGCUGACAACACCUGGGACAAAGAUACAGAGGAGGGCAAUGAGGUGGGCCAGGGAGAUGGGCUCCAGGACCUGCAGUACUUCCCAAACUUCUACCAGCUGCUCAGAAGCCUUAAUUCAGAAAAAGAUGCUCAGGAGAGAGAAACGCUGAUCACCAUCAUGAAGACACUGAUAGAUUUUGUGAAGAUGAUGGUGAAGUAUGGCACCAUCACCCCAGAGGAGGGCGUCUCAUAUCUGGAGAACCUGGAUGCUAUGAUAGCCAUGCAGACAAAAAACAAGCUGGGCAAGUCCCUCGGACUCCCUGAAGUCGGCGGGCCUAACGGGAAAAACAUGGAUGAGGAUGACAAUACCAAGUCUGAGACAGCCAAGAUGCAGAAGGAAUACGAGAACCUGAGAGAUUCGACCAAAGAGGAGCAGCCAACAGCCGAGAGCACUCUAGACCAGCCCGGCAAGUCAGAGACGUAUCUAGAGGCCAUCAGGAAGAAUAUCGAGUGGCUGAAAAAACACAACAAAGAUGAUGGCAAAGAUGAUUAUGACCUGUCCAAGCUGAAGGAUUUCAUGGAUCAGCAGGUGGAAUCAUAUAUCGAGAAGGGAAUCAUCGCCAAAGACGAAGGCGACACAAUCAAGAGGAUCUACGGCAGCCUGUAAGAGAUCCGAUUUUGGAACAAAGAACUGAGUUUGACGAGGUCUCCCUCCAAAACCUCGGCUGCUUUCAGUGAUUUCAAACAGUAUGAUAAUUAAAUGCUGUGUAUUUAAAACUGCUCUCACACACAAUCUCAAAAUGUCCCAAAACAUAGGAUUAGAUAUGACAACCAACAAAAUAGAUUAUAAAAAUGAUCCCAACUGUUAUUAUUUACACCCUAAGAUUACUGUUUACUAGAGUAUUACGAUGAGCUAUCAGAAGUAUAAUUUCUCCAACGAGACUAGUAGGAGUAAAAGGUUUGGGAGUAUGAAGGAGCUUUGCAAUACCCUCCUUCAUCCACUUGUAGUGCAAACACACACCAACCAAAUGAUACUAAGCCUAACAUACUUAUUUCAGUGCAUAUGUUUGACUUUAAUGUAAUCCUGCUUUUUAAUUUUAUCAAAAUGAACGUUGUGGUGUUUUCAUGUCUGUGCACCUUGUACGAGCCCUUUCUGUUGAGCUGUAAUUCACCUGAGUCCCACUAGAGGACGAUGUCUGACACACCUCUGCAUGUCUCAAGAUGAAGUAUUUCUAAUUGUAAAUAAUUGUGAUUUUUGUUUUCCUAAGGUUCUAAACAGCUAAUAAAACUUUGUCUUUUC
Molecule: messenger RNA, 2451 nt
Organism: Nothobranchius furzeri (turquoise killifish)
Lineage: Eukaryota; Metazoa; Chordata; Actinopteri; Cyprinodontiformes; Nothobranchiidae
Gene: scg3
Product: secretogranin III
Biological process (GO): protein localization to secretory granule
Cellular component (GO): secretory granule membrane
Source: RefSeq, a predicted model, not a curated record